AUGGCUUCACACAUGAUGCUGAACGUCCGUCAGGCUAUUCGCUGUCAGGCAGCUCCUCGACAGCUCACUACCCGCUGCCUAGGGACUUUCAGGGUCCCUCCAAUUCGAAAUGAACCUAACCCCACCUACGCAAAGGGUUCCCUGGAGCGCCAAAAGUUGCAGGAAGCUCUUGAUAGCCUCAAGCAGCGUCUUCCCAUCAGGGUUCCGCUAAAGAUCAGUGGCCAGACAGUCGCCUCCAAAGCCACUGGCUCUCAACCCAUUCCCUCCGCCCAUGCCACUACCCUCGCCGAAUAUGCUACAGCGACCCCUGACCAGGUGUCGGAAGCGAUCGAGAAGGCCAUGGCCGCGAAAGAGGAUUGGGCCAACACUUCAUUUGAGAACCGAGCGGCCGUGUUUCUCCGAGCAGCGGAGCUGAUUGCUGGAAAGUACCGCUACGAGAUCAUGGCCGCCACUAUGCUCGGGCAGGGUAAGAACAUUUGGCAGGCCGAGAUCGACUCAGCUGCCGAGAGUUGUGAUUUCUACAGAUUCAACGUGCACUAUGCCGCUGAGCUGUAUAAGCAGCAGAACACAAUGAACGAUGCCGGAGUCUGGAACAAGAUGGAGUACCGCCCCCUCGAAGGCUUCGUUUACGCUAUCAGCCCCUUCAACUUCACAGCCAUUGGCGCCAACCUGACUGCUGCACCAGCCAUCAUGGGUAACGUCGUUAUCUGGAAGCCGUCCGAUAGCGCCAUCUAUGCUGGCUACGUACUUCAGAAGGUCCUCGAGGAAGCUGGUCUCCCAGAUGGUGUCAUUCAGUUCCUCCCCGGUGACGCCGAGAAGGUCACAAAGGCUGUUCUUGAGCACUCCAAGUUUGGUGCUCUUCACUUUACAGGCUCUACUGAUGUCUUUCGUGAUCUCUACGGCAAGAUCGGUGACGGAAUCCGGUCCGGUCUCUACGAGAGCUACCCUCGUGUUAUUGGAGAAACUGGCGGAAAGAACUUUCACCUUAUCCACACCAGCGCUGAUAUCCGGAAUGCUGUUGUCAACACCGUCCGUGGAGCCUUCGAAUACCAGGGACAAAAGUGCUCUGCUACGUCUCGCCUUUAUGUUCCCGAGUCUAUCUGGCCCAAGUUUAAAGAGGAGCUGGUCGCAGAGACGGAGAAGCUCCAGGUCGGACCCCCCGAGGACUUCAAGAACUUCAUUGGCCCUGUCAUCCACAAGCGGUCCUGGGAGAAGCUUAACAAGGUCAUCCAGGACGCCAAGGCAGACAAGGAUGUCGAGCUCCUUGCCGGCGGCUCUACUGAUAAGUCCAAGGGUUGGUAUAUCCAGCCCACUAUCUUCCAAACCAGGAAUCCUUCGCACAACCUCAUGAAGAAUGAGCUAUUUGGUCCUAUCCUCUCCGUCUACGUAUACCCAGAUGCCGAAUAUAAGCAGACUAUGGAGUUGAUCGACAGGUCUACCAAGUUUGCCCUUACCGGCGCCGUCUUUGCCCGCGACCGAACCGCCAUCGCUAAAGCCGAGAAGGCUCUUCGACAGUCGGCUGGUAACUUUUAUGUUAACUGUAAGAGCAGUGGCGCCGUUGUUGGUCACCAGCCUUUCGGAGGCGGCCGGGCUUCGGGCACCAACGAUAAGGCCACCAGCACUAACCUCCUAUCUCGUUUCACAAGCAUCAGGAGUAUGAAGGAAGAUUUAAUUGGUGCCGACGAGGUCGAGUACCCUUCUAACGAGGUAUAA
Messenger RNA from Fusarium oxysporum Fo47, 1713 nucleotides. Its product is annotated as 1-pyrroline-5-carboxylate dehydrogenase. The record is from RefSeq and is a predicted model, not a curated record. The coding region runs from base 1 to 1713 and encodes 570 amino acids. Lineage: Eukaryota; Fungi; Ascomycota; Sordariomycetes; Hypocreales; Nectriaceae. Gene Ontology annotation, molecular function: L-glutamate gamma-semialdehyde dehydrogenase (NAD+) activity. The transcript is spliced from 5 exons. Gene Ontology annotation, cellular component: mitochondrial matrix.